Molecule: messenger RNA, 1271 nt
Organism: Pocillopora damicornis (cauliflower coral)
Lineage: Eukaryota; Metazoa; Cnidaria; Anthozoa; Scleractinia; Pocilloporidae
Biological process (GO): arachidonate secretion; phospholipid metabolic process
Molecular function (GO): A2-type glycerophospholipase activity
Source: RefSeq, a predicted model, not a curated record
UAAUUCAUUGACGCAUCGACAAAACCCUUGUAAUAACUUCUGUUCUUCGUAUACUUCAGUAAGAAACUACUUUUUUAAAAAAUCCCACGCACAAAGUUAUUCAAGUGUGGUUGCAAGAUGGCUGAACCUUGAGCGAGCUUUUCCUAACGAAAAGCGCGUCUCCAGGCGAUGAUAUCUUUAAACGAGUUCAAGAACACGAUACAUGGUCAGAACACCGUGAUUUAUGGCUUUUGUAGAUCCUGUCUUGAUUCUCGGCCUGUUUGUGUUGAGAUUCACGUUUUGCUCUGGUAGAGUUUGUGAGGCGGAUAGAAAUACAAACGGCUGCAGUACACCUAUGGGAAUCAACGCACCGUUUAAGAGAGAGUUCACGCCGGCUUGUGACAAACACGACAUAUGUUAUGGAUGUGGUAACCACUAUAACUGGACUCGAGAGGCCUGCGACAAAGCGCUACUUCGCGACAUGAUACAGUCCUGCCAUAGGCGUGUACACAGCAGAACCAGGCGUGGCGUUAUGGAUGCCUUGUUGGACAUCUGGUAUUUCUUUCAAGGAAUCAGCAAAGAAGAGAGAAGAUGCAAAUUGGCUGCGGAAAUGUAUUAUAAAAUUGUACGCACUUUUGGUGCCUCGCACUUCGAGAAGAAAGAUCACAUCUAUUGCAUUAACACUUGCGCGGAUCAACAUGGAAGUCCUUUUGUAGAGCUAUAGCUGUCUCAUGUUCAUACAUGCCCGUACUGCAGGUCAUUAAUUUAACAAGGAGCCCAAUUGCUGAACAGAAGUGAAGACUCGAUUCCUGGGGAUAAAAUCUUUUAAGGGUUAUAUCAUUACUAUCAUCAAUUCUGAUUCAGGUUCAGAAUAGUCAGGAUUGAGAAUUGGAGAAUUGACGUUUAGUUUUCUCAAGGUAGACCUUGAAAACAUUACGAGCAUUCUUGGUACAUUGCGAGCGAAGAGGGAAAUCAUGGAAAGCUAGGAACAUCACUGACUUCUAAUAACAGAAUUAGGUUUGUGACUCAUAGGGCCGGAGAAAACUUGACGCCGAUCGGUGGUCAUGAUCUCAAGGGUUAUUUACGCACUCCGCGCGCAUGUCUGCUCGAGCACGGACUUUAGGAACUGAACACGAAUACACGCUAACAAUACUAAAACCUUAUAUGUGGCACAGAACUUGAGACAACAGCAGAGUAUAACCUGCGAUCAGACGUUCUUUUUUCGGAGCGCGAAAGAGUAACAACACAAGUAGACAAGAGUCCGUCUUUCUCGCAUUUCCUUCCCCCCCCCC